CUCGUCUCAUUGUGCGGUGGCAGCAACCGACGUACACACACUGGGGUUCCAGGCAGCGGCGUCCGUCUCGCUCCAGCCGCGCUGCCGCCUCUAAGAGGGUUGUCGCCGCAUCCCGCGGGUGUAGCAGGGGAAGGGCCAUGAACCUGGGAGAUGGAUUAAAGCUUGAAACUGAAAUUUUGGAUGGAAAACCUCGGUUAAUUUUGGCUUCAUAUGGUAAAUCAAAAUCCACAGUUAAGAUGGGUAAUAAAGCUAAAGUCCUCAAACAUCCAUUGAGAACAAAACAGUCUGGACAUGUUCUGAAAUCAACACAAAAUUCCUGUGUCAAGCAUGAACAUAUUUUAGCAAAACCCAGAAGUGGAUCAAGAUGGUCAGCAAUAAAAGGUGAAAAAAACUGUGUGACUUUGUCAUCAUCUAAAGAUUCAUCAAAGGAAUCCUUAAAUAAAAACCAUGCUUUGAUUAUCCAAAAAGACAACACAACCGGAAUGUCUGAUUUAAAGAACCCUAAUAAAAUUGCUGUUAAAAAGCCCAAACAGAAGUCUCAAAAAACUCAUAUCUCAGGUGAAGAUCUAAGGAAUAAUUUGGUGUGUUUAACUCAAGAGCAACUUGAACAGAUUCUGAUGACUGUAAAACAAGGAACCAAAAUUGAGUCCCAGGCCCAGGAGGAAAAGCAAGAAGAAACAAGCCAAAACAAAAACUCCGAUAGUAGCACUGCUGCUAAUCAGGCCUCACAAGAGGAAAACAUUAUGGGAUUACUCCAAAAAGCUGAUGAAAUUUCAUCUGUUCCAAAUGAAAAUAAUUAUGCCUCAAGCAGCAAACAAGCAGCAUCUGAGCAGACUGAACAGAAAGUUAUUAAAAAUUCAUGGAAACCUGCUGACAUGUUUAGUACCCUAGGUGAAAGAGAAGAGGAUAAAAUUUUGUUAGAUGCAAAGAAGUCCCAGUGGAAGAAGGAGCUAGAUGAACAGAUAGCUUUAAAGAAGAAAUUAAAAGAAAGUUUGGAGCGACAGAUGAAGUACUACCAUUGGGAGAAAACGGAUGGUGAUGGUGAUAAAACCCAUUUGGAAAAACUGAAGCCAGUUAAUCAAGCUAACAUGACAUUUCCAGCUGAUUUGAGCAUUGCUACUGAGGAAAACCACAUUUUUAGAACCACUUUGGUCACAGAGGCUAGUGAAGUUGCACCCAGUGUUUCGAGUGGACCAACUGCUCAGUCGUCUAGUUUCAGUUCUCCUGACUUGCCAGCUGCCAUUCGUACAGCAUUUGUUUUAGGGGAAGCUGCACCAGUGGAGCACCCCUUUAGUGCCAUGAAACGAGAACAACAGAAGAAGUGGCUUCUAGAUCUGGACAAACAAAAGGAAGAGGCUAAACUACGAAAAAUAGAGGAAAAACAUAAGUUAUCAAAGGCUGAGGAGCAUGAGAGAUGGGCAAUGCAUUUUGAUUCUUUAAAGAACUACCCUCGUGCUAAUCCACAACACCCCAUAAAUGGAACAUACACCAAGCAGCCUGAAAUUCUUUGCCUGUCCCCCGAAUGUCAGGCCCUGACUGCUGCUGUUCAUCCUUUUACACCUGCAGCUUUAGGCCAUCUCAUGCAUUCAAAGGUGGAGAAUGUAGAAAAAACUGUUGAGAACACUACUUCGGAACAAAGUCAAAAAGCCAGUUUUCUCCGGUCAAUGACAGCUCUCUUGGAUCCUGCACAAAUUGAGGAAAGAGACAGGAGGCGGCAGAAACAGUUAGAACAUCAGAAAGCUAUAAUGGCUCAAGUAGAGGAAAAGCGAAGAAAGAAGCAGCUGGAGGAAGAGCAAAGAAAAUGGGAAGAACAAGAAGAAGAACACCGCUUAGCACGAGAACGAGAACUGAUGCAAAAACAGUUUGAAGAGGAUAUGCUCAAACAAAAACAAAAGGAAGAAAUCAUGACUCUUAAAACAAAUGAGCUCUAUCAGACAAUGCAGAGAGCACAAGAACAGGCUCAGAGAUUAAAACAGGAACAACGUAUUCGAGAGUUGGCUCAAAAAGGACAUGACAUUUCAAAACUGCAGAAGAAUCUUGAGGGUAGUGGUGGUGACGGCGGCAAGUACCAAACUUUAAUAUAUUUCAUUUUAUUUUGGGGCGGGGGGGUUGAUAAAAUAUGUGAGAGUUAUCAUACUGGCCUUUCAAAUGUAAGUCAUGAUCAUUGUUCUGAUGAAGUGAGCAGUAAGAUGCAUCAAGAUGUAAAAACCGUAACCUCUCCUCGGAAAGAUACUGCUGUGCAGACAGAUGACUUUGACACCAGAGCAUACAUCCGAACUGAAACAUGUACUGAGCCAGUUGUAGAAAGCAGAACUGUGGACUGUACAUCUCCAGAUAUUUCCAUAGAAUAUAAAGAGAAAUUUAACAUCAAAAAAUGCAAGAAAGAAAUGCAGUAUCCAGAUAAAAAUAAAAUUUCCGAAAAAGAGAAUAACGACAGUUACACUGAUUUGUAUAACCAAUUUGCAAGAAAAGAGAAACAAACAAAACCUAUGGAAAAAUAUGGAAAGAGACCUGACUGGAACAUAAACAAACCUGGGAAAAGGUAUAUUCCAGCAUCAGAAAGAUACCCUAGACAGCUACAAAAGCAAAGGGAGGAAAAGAAAGUAAGACGACAGAUAGAGCUGCUUCAGUUGGUAGAAAGAAAUACUCCUGGAAAACUCUGCCAAAAGAAAGAAGUCUCUCCAGAAAGGUCUCCUUCACCUCACCAGGAAACUAAUACAAAGAGUAAGGGACAUGCAGUCACAAAGGAAGGACAAUCUCAGAAGAGUCAUUUGAAUGAAGAAAGAUCCGAAUCACCACCUGUUCCAGCAGUUAAAAACAGAUUAUACCAAGUACAACAAAGGCAGAUAAAUACUUCUAAUUUCCCAGUUCAGAAUGGCAAUAUUGGGAGAGAGAGAAAUACCAACACAGACAUGCAACAGAGGAAAUCGUCUUCGCCAGUUAUUGAACCUGAACGGCCACCUUCUUCUCAUUUUAUUCCCUAUGUGCGAACAAAUGAAAUUUAUUACCUUGAUCCAGAUGCACCAAUGACUAGACCUUCAACACAUGAUCCACAAUAUCAACAGUUUAAUGAUUCUUGCCAUACACCACGGCAGAUUUUUAGUUCUGAUCAUGUGAGAGAUCCACUUCUUAAUCCUAAUGUGGUGAAAAACAGAGACCGACAACAGGCAAUCCUCAAAGGACUAUCAGAAUUACGCCAGGGUCUCCUCCAAAAGCAGAAGGAGUUGGAGACUGGUCUAAUUCCAACCAUGAAUCAAGAAGAAAACUUUAUUUCACCAUUUUAAAAAAGACCUGAAGAUGAGCUCUAUGAAGCUAGAAAGCUUGUCGUCUGUUCUACCAACUGAAGUUGGUCUAGUAGAACAUAUUACCUCACCCACAUGUCUCUUAUAUCCUGGGAUGCACACAGCUACACCACCACUGCAAACAGAUUCCAGAUGGUCUGAACUACUUACAUAAGUGUUAUUUACAACUAGGACCAAAAUUCCUUUUUCUGCUCAGGGAGCUCCAAAAACCUACGAGCUGGGUGAUACCUGAUGAGAAUUUAUCUGGGAAACUUAACUAGAAGAUCCUUGGACUGGAACUCUCAGGACCCUACAAUCACAAGCUGUACUGAGAGGAAACUCCAAUUUUCGUACAAUAAUGGUGUAGGGAAGUACGUAUUGGCUGCUUACAGGCUGCUCAGAUUCUCUGUAGGCCCAGGUGCUCAUAUUUUGGGAGGGAGUUCUAGGGUGAGAUUUUCAAGAGCUUAGUACUGGCCUAACUGCCCCACUGAAAAUCAAUGGCAGUUUUUUCCCACACUGAUUUCAAUGGGGGCAGAGUCACGUCAACGCUGAACCAUUUUGAAAAACGUCAUGCUUAAUCCCAAUAAGACAUGGAAGUCCAUCCACUAUACAUGCUUCCUUAAUAUAUACUUGAAUCCCUCUAGCACAGUGGUUCUCAAACAUUUGUACUGGUGACCUCUUUCACAUGGCAAGCCUUUUAAAUAUACAUAUUUAACAGCAUUAUACAUGUAGGAGGCAAAACAGGAUUUGGGGUGGAGGCUGACAGCUCGCACCCCCCAUGUAAUAACCUCAUGACUCCCUGAGGGGUCCCAACCCCCCGUUUGAGAACCCAUGCUUUAGCAAUAACUGAAUAGGAAGUGGACUGCCAUUUCCAGGGGUUAGAAUUUAAGACAGAUGAGGAGUCUGAGGGAAGGUACCCUUGAAGUGGUGCAGCACUGCUGCUGCAUUUUAGAGAAGAUGCCACUGUGCCAACAGGAGAGCUUCUCCCAUCAGCAUAGUUAAUUCACCUCCAUGAGAGGUGGCAACUACAUUGACAGGAAAAGUCCUCCCACUGACACAAUGCUGUCUGUACCAGGGUCUGGUCGGUAUAAUUGUGUUGCUAACACCCCUGAUGCAGUUACCCCGAUGUACAUUUAUAGUAUAUAUUUGGCCUCAGAUCCUGAAUUUCUCACGUAUGGAGAUGCAAAUAAGACUUCAGGGACAUCUUAUUUCCAGUUUGAAUGUGUCCAACUUUAACUUCCAGCCAUUGGCUAGUGUUAUACCUGUCUCUGCUAGACUGAAAAGUCCAUUAUCAAAUAUUUAUUCCCCUGUAGGUACUUGAAACUGUAAUUAAGUCAACCUUUCAUGUUCUCUUUGUUAAAAUAGAUUGAGCUCCUUGAGUCUGUCAUUAUAAGGCGUGGUUUCUAAUCCGUUAAUCAUUCUCAUGGCUCUUCUCUGAACCCUCUUCCAUUUAUGAACCUUCUUAUUGAACUGUGGACACUAGAACUGGACACACCUGACUGGGGAGCACAUUAACCUGCCUACAGAAAACUGACUGCAGAAGUAAACAGGGAGAAGAAAGAUCCUUUGUGCCUUAGGAUUUUGGAAGGCAGCAUUUAAGGACUGCACAAUACCCUUCGCCGCUGGAUCUAGGAACUUGGGCUCCCAGCCUCUCCUUACUGUUCUUCCAAAUGUAGCAGGCCUCAUCCCAGCAGGAUCCAAUGCCCUCCCAAGGGGAUGGUAAUAGAGGGUUGACCACAGUGGAUCUCUCCAUUCUCUGGAGAGAAAAUAAAUGACUAAGCAGGAGGGGCACACAGGGCCCAUUAUAUAAUCAUUACUAUGCCUGCUCCCAUAAAAUAUAACCCCUGAUAGUCCACAGAGAAGCCACACCACCAUGAAUCACCUAAGAGGCUGAAUAAAAAUGUCUGAUUCCUGCAGGAGGUAGAAAGAUGGACUGUUCAUGAUGGCAGGUUCCUACCUGGGUUGAAAAAGAUACUUUAUAGACUGGUGUCUUUUGGUAACAGGCAGCUACCUGCUUAAGCAAAGGAACAGCAACCAUUACACUACAUAUUAUUGGAGCUCCCCCACAAGCAAGUUGAAAAACUGGGACAGAACGGAUUCUGAUUAGAGACAUUUUUCAUUAUUAUGAAAGUGGAAGAACAUAUUAUUGUAAGACCACACACAUUGGUGUGGGGCUUCCUGUCGGACAGAGCACAAAGCUUUAGUCAGUGCACAGGAUGAACCUGCUGUAGAGAUCAACCGAAGUUGUGUACUACUGGAAAGACUUAUCUGCAGGACCCCAGCUUCCUUUUGCUGCAGAAGUUUGAAGGUGUGUACUGAAUGAAGCAAGGCACUACAAGAAGAGAGAGUAUUGUGUUUAAGGGUAUGUCUACACUACCCGCUGGAUCAGCAGGUAGCGAUCGAUCUAUCAGGGAUUGAAAUAUCACAUCUAGACAAGACUCAAUACGUCGAUCCACAAACGCGCUCCCCAUCAACUCCGUAACUUCACCAGGGCAAGAGGCGGAAGCGGAGUUGACAGGGGAGCAGUGGCUGUCAAUCCCACGCUACCAGGACGCGAAGCAAGUGAUUCUAAGUCGAUUUAAGAUACGCAACUUCAGUUACAAGAAUAGGGUAACCGAAGUAGACGUAUCUUAGAUCAAUCCACCCCCUUAGCAUAGACCAGGCCUAAGAGCAUUGACUACUGGCCAAAGAAUUGGAUUCUAUCCCUUCUUCUGUCAGAGUUCCUACGUAAUGCUACACAACUCACUUACAGGGAAGUGCCGUAACUGUAGUUCAAGAUGUGUCCCCCUAUGGGUGCUCAAAUGCUCAUGUGCCUUCAAUUAGCAAUUUCAGUAGUAGUGCUUGUUUAAUUUAUGGAUCCGCCUUACGCAUCCCCGUGCCCCACACCUAGGCUACACAGGGCUGUGUGGGUAAACCAUCCUUUAGUUUCUUCUCUACUGCAAAGUCCCAUGAAGAAAACGCCAAAGCAGAGAGGAAGGAGGACAGAUAGUGGAACACCUAUUGGGGCACACACACAUUGAAGAAUUAUAGUCACUGCAAAGGGUAAAAUUUCCUUCUUUGAGUAGCAUCCUAAUGGUGUUCCAAUUCAGGUAACUUUGAGCAGUAUCCCCAGGAGUGCGCUUCGGUUAAGUGUCUAGUAAAGAAGAUAGAACUACACUGCCCACUGCCACAACAGUUCUAGACGCAUGGAGCAAGAGGCACAGUGUUUGGAGAAAGCAUGUAUUGUAGACCACAUACCAGUCCUACAGAUUUCAAAUACUAGAACAUCUUUAAGGAAAGCCAUAGAUGUUGACUGAGACCUAAAGGAGUGGGACAGAGUCCUAGCAGGAGGCUGGACAUUAGCAACCUCAUAGCACAUGAUGAUAGAUCCUAAAAUCCACCUGAGUAGUCUCUGGAUAGAAACAGUAGAGCUUUUAUAUCUGUUGGCAAUGGAGGCAAAUGUUCGAGAAGACUUCUGAAACGGUUUGGUCCUACUGAGAUUAAAAAAAAGCCAGUGCUCUUCUGGACAUCAAAGGUAUGGAAAAAAAGCUUCCUGACCAAAGUUUAGGGGGGCAAGGGGUGUGUGUAAAAAUGUUUAGUUUGGUUCAGAUGAAACUCCCCAAACUUCUUCCUAAGGUAUUAUCGAUGUGGAAGUAGGGAAACUUUGUCCUUGAAAAUACUGUAAAGGGAGGAUCCACUAUGAAAGCAUCAAAUUUCCCCAGUUCAAGCCAACAUAAUAGCUAUUAAAAAAGCUGUCUUUAUGAAUAGGUAUAAUAAUGAACAGGUCACUAUAGGUUCAAAGAAGGUCCUAGGAGACCCGAGAACUAGAUAAAGAUCCUAGACUGGAGCAAGGUCUUUUACUUGAGGGAAGAGGUUCCCCAGUCCUUUAAUACAGUGGUUCUCAAACUAGGGCUGCCGCUUGUUCAGGGCAAGCCCCUAGCAGGCUGGGCCAGUUCGUUUAUCUGCCGCGUCCACAGGUUCGGCCAACUGUGUCUCCCAUUGGCCACGGCUCACUGCUCCUGGCCAACGUGGGCUGAGGGACGUGCUGACUGCCCUUCCUACAGUCCCCUUUGACUCGGAGGCCAGCGGGAGCUGCGAUCGGCCAAACUGCGCACGUGGCAGGUAAACAAACCUGCCUGGCCCGCCAGAGGCUUUCCCUGAACAAGCAGCAGCCCUAGUUUGAGAACCACUGCUUUAAUAAGCCUUACAGUUGUGGGGCAAGAGACUACUGAGAACCCUUAUACUGGAGAAUGGAAAGCUGAUAUUGUAGCCAGAUGAACCUUAACUGGGAUACCUUAUAAAUCUGCUUUCUUCAGCUGUAGCAAGUAAUUCAAGAUAAAUACAAGUAAGGAAAAUUCAAGUGCAAUUUGCAGAUAGUCACACCAACUACAAAAAUCUCUCUCACUUCUGAAGGUAAGAAUCAUGCUUAAAUUUCUUCCUGCUGUUUAACAACACUUGCUAUACCUCUGCCAAACAAGUGGACAAUCUACCAGCAAACCAUUGAAGAACCAGGCCUUGAGCUGGAGAAUUUUUAGGUUGGGAUGCAAUUCGUAUCUUAAGAUAAGCAAAGCAUGGACGAUUACUGAACAGGGACACAAUCUAUUAAAAACAGGUAAUGUUUUAUACCAUGCUUAUUUUGGCCACAUAAAGACUAUCAUUUGUCCUGCCUGAUUUUGUUCUUCACCUUUAGAAUCCAAAGUAUUGAGAAAAAUAUGUAAUUACAGGCCCCUUUGUCUGAAGAAGCAGAAAGGCAUCUGCCGAAGGCUGAAGGCCACCUCCCCCAAACAGAACAGACAACACUUCCUAUUUGUGGAAGAGGCAAAGAAAGCCAAUUCCAGACAGCGCCACAUUUGGAAUACAGCGUCUAGGAUUGGUGACCUAGCUAUUUUUCAGAGUCCUGGAAGAGGCCUCUGCUGAGAAUGUUUUGUAUUCCAGAAAGGUGCACUAUUGAAAUGUGACUACAAUAGGCUACACACCAGUUCCAUAACUUUAUUACUUCAGUACACAGAGAUAUAUCUCACUCUGCUCCACAGGUUAAUAUGAAACACUCAAGCCUCAUUGUCCAUCAAGAUUUUGAUAGACUUCCCUCAGAGGUAGAAAGUGGAUACAGGCAUUUCUGACUGCCUGUCGUUCCACCAGGUUGAUGUGGAGACUGGUCUCCUAUGUCCCCAGCACUAUAUGGACACAGAUGCACUCCAAUGGAGUAGCAACACAUCCCAUACUAUGGUGACCAAUGGAACUGGGUGAAGAAACAUCGGUCCCGAAAUUGUGGGGAUUCUUCCAUCAGUCAUGGCAAACAGAUUUGUUUAAAAAAAAUCAAAGCUGCGUCUCCUGAUUAGUCUAUCCUGAGCCACCUUGAAAUCUGCAAAGAUGUAACAUUGCAUGAUGAAGGUGCAAGCCACUAGGUGACCCGGAAGCUGCAAACAGAAUCCUGCUGAGGUUUCAAGGUUCACUUGAUUGCUCUUGACAACGUUUAAUAAAGUUAUGAAUCUGUGCAUAGGAAGAUAGGUCCUGGCAGUCAGCAAAUCUAAAGAUGUCCCUAAUGUACUAUAUUUUCCACAUAGGGGUCACUGUAGACUGACAUUGAGCUGAAGGCCUAACUGCAGGAAUAGCGAUAGUGCCCUGUGGGUGGCUGACAGCACUUCCCCAUAAAACCAACCCUUGAACAACCAGCUUUUUAGGUAUGGGAAUACCACACCUGCCACUAGACGAAGGUGAGCAGCCACCACCACUAGAACCUGAGAGACAACUCUUGGAAAUGAGACUGAAAAGAAUCACAUGGUCUUGAAAGUGCUUCUGGCUUUUCACAAAAUGUAAGUAUGUUCUGUGAACCUGGUGUAACACAAAUUGGAAGUGUGUGUCUUGUAGGCUGAGGGCUGAAAACCAGUCCCCUGAAUCUAAGAAUCACCACUGCCAGAGUCACCAGUCUGAAUUUUUGGGACUUCACAAAUUUGUUUAGGAAUCUUAGACCUAAAAUACCAGUCUCCAUCCUCCAUUUCUCUUUGGUGCAAGUAAUUAACUCACAUGGAAACCAUUCCUCAUGUAGAGCCAGGACAGACAACUGCUCCUAGCAAAGGAGGGAUUUUAUCUCCUUUCUUAGUAGGAGCUCAUGAAAGGAGUCCCUGAAGAGGAAUGGGGAUGUGAAAUGGAUGGCACAGCCGAACGUAACCAUCUCCAAAACCCAUUUGUCUGUGGUAAUCUAGUCUCAUGCAUGUUAGAAAUGGAGAGCUGGCUUCCAAAUGGGGGGAGGGAGGCAGGCAAACUGUUGUAGCUGGCAGGCUAGAGUGAGAAGGAUUCACACCCUCAACCAGCCAAUCAAAACUGGUGCUUUGAUGAAGCUAGUUGUGUACUUGAACCAGAUAGUUUAUGGUUCUCUUCCUCUGGAACCCAAGCUUCUUUCUUUGUGGUUCUGUGGGUCUCCAGAACCUGGAGAAAGGUAUCUGGUGGGAUCUCUAUGCAGUGUGUGAUCUACUACUAAGCUUUUUUUUUUUUUUAAAUUGCAGGGAUAUAAAUUUCCCAGCAACUGCAGACUGGCUCUGGAGUCUUUCAGAGUAUGGAAGGACUUAUCUGUGUUCUUUGAAAACAACUUAAGCCCACCUAAGGGAAAAAAGUUCUUCACCAUGCUUUUGGCCUCCCUUGGGAAACCAAACUGCUGAAGCCCACGAUGACUGCUAUCAGAAAGAUGGAAUGGGCCACAGUGUCUACAGCAUCUACUUGGAGAGAUGUCUGGGCUAAUAAUUGUCCUUCUGCACUGACAGUUUAAAAUUACUCUUUGUUCCAGAGGGAGGUUCUCAAUAAAUGCUUACACUUUGUAUAGUUCA
Molecule: messenger RNA, 10081 nt
Organism: Gopherus flavomarginatus (Mexican gopher tortoise)
Lineage: Eukaryota; Metazoa; Chordata; Testudines; Testudinidae
Gene: CCDC66
Product: coiled-coil domain containing 66
Exons: 22
Coding region: 138-3284 (1048 amino acids)
Biological process (GO): cilium assembly
Cellular component (GO): cilium; microtubule
Molecular function (GO): microtubule binding
Source: RefSeq, a predicted model, not a curated record